Molecule: messenger RNA, 429 nt
Organism: Miscanthus lutarioriparius
Lineage: Eukaryota; Viridiplantae; Streptophyta; Magnoliopsida; Poales; Poaceae
Source: the annotation of a GenBank genome assembly
AUGGCCUCCGAGGCGGCAGUCGUCCACACCGGCGGUUGCCACUGCCGGCGCGUGCGGUGGCAGGUCGAGGCCCCCGCGAGCGUGGUGGCGUGGAUCUGCAACUGCUCCAACUGCUCCAUGCGCGGGAACACCCACUUCAUCGUCCCCGCCGCCAAGUUCAAGCUGCAGGCCGGCGCCGACGAGUUCAUCACCAUCUACACCUUCGGCACGCACACGGCCAAGCACACCCUCUGCAAGGUCUGCGGCAUCACCUCCUUCUACACCCCGCGGUCCAACCCGGACGGCGUGGCCGUCACCGUUGCCUGCGUCGACCCCGGCACCGUGAAGCACGUCGAGUACAGGAAGUUCGAUGGGGGGAACUGGGAGAACUUUUUCAGGACCAGCGACAUCGCCGGAUUCUCCAAGGACAAGGCCGAGGCGGCGGAGUAG